UUACUUAGUAAAAAUUUAUAUUAUCGAUAAAACUGCGAUCAACUGCGCUUCUGACUCAUUACUAUCAGAUCAUUAUCAAAUAAUUAUAUUAAAUUUACACUCAUUACAGAUUUGUACUGUGUCUAUGAUUCGAUUUCUGUGAUUAUGAUUCAUAACCUUUUAGAAGCGGAGAAGUAUUUUCUGAUCAGAUUUUAAAAAACAACUAAGAAUAUAUGAAUUAAAAAAUUAUAAUUGAAAAUCGAUUAGUCUAACGUAUGAAUUUAGCCAGGACGACAAAAUAAUAAAGUAGUGACAUUGCCAUACCAACAGUUGACGGGAAACUCUGAACCAUCACAGUCACUGUGAUAUUAAACUUCUGGAAAUAUCUCUAUAUCUUAGAAUCUCUUUAAAAUGAGUGGAGACGGUGAUCAAGUGGAACAAUUCGAUGGAUUAUUCCUUUCCAUUGCCCAGCAUCAUCCUAAAGGAGCCGCACAGUUGUUGGACACAUUUGUAAGUUUCCUUUCAAGAAAAACCGAUUUCUUUACCGGAGCAGAACAAGACCAGUGGGAAAACUUGGUUAUGACCACAUUCAGGAAAUACGAAAAAAUAAGCCGGGAAAGUCGUGAAGCUGAACUGAAAGAAAAGAGAGAUAAGGAAGCAGCCAAAAAAGCCGCAAAAGCUAAAAAAGAAGCUGAAGAAACCAUCAAACCGGCAGAAAUAACAGAAUUGACUGAUGCAGAAGCGGAAAAAUUACAAAUGGAAAUAGAUGCUGAGAAGGAAGAUUCCCAACCACAACCAGAUGAAAAAACAGCAACCGCAAAGUCUAAAAUUAUCGGAGAAGAGGAGGAAGAUGCUUCAGAGAGGGUACCUCUCAAAGUGAAAAACACAAACUCUAAACUCAAACAAGCUGAAUUUGUGACAAAAAUGGUUCCAAAAAAUCAACAGGACAAAGAACAAUUUCUAAGAAAAUUAAAGCUUACUAUCGAAGAGAUUGAAGAUCUACAAAUCAUGACAAUAGGCCAAGCAGAUUCUAUGUUGUGGAAAGAGGAGAGAAGAAAAAGAAUAACAGCAUCUAAUUUUGGAAAGAUCUGCAAGAUGCGAGCCUCAACACAUUGUCAAAACAUUGUUAAGACCCUAUUGUAUGGUACUUUUAAUGGAAACCAGUACACCCAAUGGGGUAAAGAUCAUGAAGACACAGCAAUCGAACAAUUUGAAGAACUACAGAACUUUCAUGUUCAGCAGUGUGGAUUUUUUGUUGAUCUGGAGGAAUCAUACUUAGGAGCUUCGCCUGAUGGUCUUAUUGGAAAUGAUACAAUUAUUGAAGUUAAAUGCCCAAAAACAUGUUCGGAAAUGACGCCUUUGCAAGGGAUUUCCAAUGGAAAAAUCAAAUUUGCCAGGAUGGAGAAAGGUAGAAUGAAACUUUUGAAGAAUCACAAUUAUUACUAUCAGGUGCAAGGACAAUUACAUGUGACUAGAAGAAAAAAAUGUUAUUUUAUUGUAUGGACACCAAAAGGCUUGGAAUACGAAUUGAUUCGAAGAGAUGACAACUUUUGGGCAAUUGAAUGUCAUGAGCAGUUGAAAAAUUUUUAUAUGAAUUGCCUGUUGCCAGAACUUGUAGACCCACAAUAUCCUCAGGGAAGAGAUAUUAUUGACUUGAGACUCCCAAGGGAGUAGGGUUAUAUGAAUAAUAUUAUAUUAUUAUUUUUAUUUCACAACCUAUAUUUAUAUGUUUGUUUUAUGACAUAUAAUUAUUUUUAUUUCGCAACAUAUAUUGAUAUUUUUAUUUUAUGACAUGUGACUAUUGUAUUAUUAAUUUAUGAUAUAUAUUAUUGUUUUUAUUUCAUAUCAAUAUAUUUUUAUGUUGACAUUAUAUUAUUAUUAUAAUUAUUGUAGUGAUCUUCCUGCACAAUUUUAUUGUUGGGACUAAUUUAAUAUUUUAUACAAAUAAAGCUUUAUCAAACAUA
This is a messenger RNA of Harmonia axyridis, 1943 nucleotides long. It is a transcript of the gene nudC, whose product is annotated as nuclear migration protein nudC. Gene Ontology annotation, biological process: protein folding. NCBI's taxonomy places the organism in Eukaryota, Metazoa, Arthropoda, Insecta, Coleoptera, Coccinellidae. Bases 391 to 1653 code for a protein of 420 amino acids. The transcript has 2 exons. Gene Ontology annotation, cellular component: cytoplasm. The record is from RefSeq and is a predicted model, not a curated record.